Emericellopsis cladophorae is the source of this 837-nucleotide messenger RNA. RefSeq names its product F-actin-capping protein subunit beta-like protein. The coding region runs from base 1 to 837 and encodes 278 amino acids. The record is from RefSeq and is a predicted model, not a curated record. Gene Ontology annotation, cellular component: actin cortical patch; cytoplasm; F-actin capping protein complex. Lineage: Eukaryota; Fungi; Ascomycota; Sordariomycetes; Hypocreales; Bionectriaceae. The transcript is spliced from 3 exons. Gene Ontology annotation, molecular function: actin filament binding. Gene Ontology annotation, biological process: cell morphogenesis; barbed-end actin filament capping; actin cytoskeleton organization.
AUGGCUGCCGUCGACCCCUUUGACUCGGCACUCGACCUGCUCCGACGUUUGACGCCGAAACACGUUGCGACCCAUAUCAACUCGAUCAUCUCCAUCGCUCCCGAUCUGACAGAAGACCUUCUGGCCUCCGUCGACCAGCCUCUGACUAUCAAAAGAUGUCGUGACUCGGGGAGGGAGUAUCUCCUUUGCGACUACAACCGCGACGGCGACUCAUACCGCUCGCCCUGGAGCAACAAGUUCGACCCACCCCUCGACGUGGGCGGUCUGGGCGGCGUGAACGAGGGUGCGGGCGAGGGCGCUGUCCCGAGUGAGCGCGUGCGCAAAAUGGAGAUCAAGGCCAACGAGGCCUUCGACAUUUACCGCGAGCUGUACUAUGAGGGUGGCGUCAGCAGCGUCUACUUCUGGAACUUGGAUGAUGGCUUCGCCGGUGUUGUGCUCCUCAAGAAGUCGUCGACGCCAGGAGGCAACAGCGAAGGUGUCUGGGAUUCCAUCCACGUCUUCGAGGCCAUUGAACGUGGCCGCACGACACACUACAAGCUCACAUCGACUGUGAUCCUCAAUCUCUCCAGCUCCGCCGACCUCGGCGAACUCGACCUGAGCGGCAACAUGACCAGGCAGCUGGAGCAGGAUCUCCCUGUGGAUAAUGACGACAGCCACAUUGCCAACGUCGGCCGGCUGGUGGAGGACAUGGAGCUGAAGAUGAGGAACCUGCUGCAGGAGGUGUACUUUGGCAAGGCGAGGGAUGUUGUGGGCGACUUGCGCAGCAUUGGGAGUCUGUCCGAGGGUACUAGGGCCAGGGAUCAGCAGCGCGAGGUUAUUGGGGGCCUUGGGCGGUAG